CUAAAUUCUCCUUAUCCAACCAGGCGAGCCUAGAGAGAGAAAUUUUGUGGGCCCAAAGACCCAUUUAUACACGAAGAUGAGAGAAUGGCAGUCGUGUCGCCCUGCAGAGCCACAUACUCCCUUCUUGAAACCUCUCUCUAACAUUUCAUUUUCUCUCUCCUCUCAAACCCAACCAAUAUUCUCUCUCUUGGUCUGAGAACCCCAUGUCGCUCUCUGUAACAUAACAAUCUCUCUCUCUCCAUUUAUUUUCUGUCUCUAAUAAUCAGUCCACGACUUCUUAUUUAUAGGAACCGGUCAAUUCAUGGCUUCAGCUCUGGUUAUUUCCGUCCCUCGCUCGAUUACUCUUAAUUUAUGGACAUGGGUUCAUCAGAGGAAGUUGAAGAGAGAUAAAUUUUGGGUUUUCUUAAGGGCUUGUAACAGAAGAAUGGGCAUAAUCUCUUGGUGCAACCCCUCCCCACUUAACGAUGGCUCGGUUUUUUUGCCAAAGAAAAACCAGCUUGACUAUAAUCCAUCUGAGGACCUUCUUGGGCUUGAAGGAGAUCCACCAGCCAGGAGUAUUACCCUCAUUACACCUGAACCAAGGUCCUGGUUUGGACCCAACGGACAAUAUGUGAGGGAAUUGCCCUGCCCUAACUGUAGGGGUAGGGGUUAUACACCAUGUUCAGCUUGUGGAAUCGACCGGUCUAGGUUGGGUUGCUCACAGUGCAAUGGCAAGGGAAUGAGAACAUGCCUGCACUGCUCUGGGGACCGUGUGAUAUGGGAAGAGUCAAUUGAUGAGGUACCAUGGGAAAAAGCACGUUCCAGUUCUCCCCUGAAAGUCAAGGAAGAUGAUGAGGUUGACAAUCUUGAUAUCAAAUUAGCCAAGACAAGAUCAAAACGUGUGUACGCAUCACUAUCACCAGAAGUUAGGCAGAAGAUCAGGCGGUCUCUAAAAAUUCUUAAUGAGAAAACGGGAAUAUUUAGCAAAAGAAUGAAGAAUCUUCACCGAGAUCCGAUUCUACGUGCUCAAAGAAUAGCUGCAAUUAAGAGGGCAAAGGGGACUGCUGCGGCAAGGAAGCGGGCAUCUGAAACUUUGAAAGUGUUCUUUAGCAAUCCGGAGAACCGCCUCAAGAGGAGCAUUGCCAUGAAAAAUGCAAAAUUUUACUGUAAAAUCUGCGGAAAGGAAGGGCAUAGAAGGCAUUAUUGUCCCUCUUUGAAGGGCCGGUCGGAGGAUUUCAGGUACAGGUGUAGCCUAUGUGGGGAUCGGGGACACAACAGGAAAACAUGUGGGAAACUGAGGGCAGCGCUUCACCCCCAGGAAGCAGGUAACGAGGAGUAUAAUUGUAGCAUUUGUGGUGAGUCCGGGCAUAAUAGUAGAACAUGUCCUAGGGGGAGAGAGACUGAAGUGGGCGAUCGGGAGUACAAUUGUAGUAAAUGUGGUGAGAGUGGGCAUAACAGUAGGACUUGUCCCAGGGGACAAGAUGUAGGAGGUGAUGGGGAGUACAAUUGUAGCAUUUGUGGUGAGACUGGGCAUAAUAGCAGGACAUGUCCUAGAGGGCGAGAUGAUGAAGGGGGUGAGAGCAGGCAUAACGGCACGGCAAGUUAUAGAGGAGGAGAUGAAGAAGGGGGUGAUGGGGAGUACAAUUGUAGCAUUUGUGGUCAGAGUGGACAUAAUAGUAGGACAUGUCCUAGAGUACGAGAUGUUGGGGAGGGUGAUGGGGAGUACAGUUGUAGUAUAUGUGGUGAAAGCAGGCAUAAUAGUAGAACAUGUCCUAAAAGGCAAGAGGAUGAAGGGGGUGACGGGGGGUACAAUUGUAGCAUUUGUGGUGAGAGUGGGCACAAUAGUAGAACAUGUCCUAAAGGGAGAGAGGAGGAAGGGGAAGGAGGUGAUGGGGAGUACAAUUGUAGUAUCUGUGGCCAGAGUGGGCAUAAUAGUAGAACAUGUCCUAGAGGACAAGCAAAUGAAGGGGGUGAUGGGGAGUACAAUUGUAGCAUUUGUGGUGAGACAGGGCAUAAUAGUCGAACAUGUCCUAGAGGGGAAGAUAAUGAAAGGGGUGUGAGCAGUCAUAAUUCUAUGAGUUCUAGAAGUGGAGAUGAUGAAGAGGGUGAUGGGGAGUACAAUUGUAGCAUUUGUGGUGAGACUGGACAUAAUCGCCGGACAUGUCCUAAAGGGCGAGGCAUUGAAGGGGGUGACGGGGAGUACAAUUGUAGUAUAUGUGGUGAAAGUGGUCAUAAUAGUAGGACAUGUCCCAGAGUACGAGAAAAUGAAGGGGUUGACGGGGAGUACAAUUGCAGCAUCUGUGGUGAGACAGGGCAUAAUAGUCGAACAUGUCCUAAGGGGAGAGAGGGGGAAGUGGGUGAUGGUGAGUACAACUGUAGCAUUUGUGGUGAGACCGGGCAUAAUAGUAGAACAUGUCCUAGAGGGAGAGGGAAGGAAGGAGGCGAUGGGGAGUAUAAUUGUAGUAUUUGUGGGGAGAGUGGGCAUAAUAGUAGGACAUGUCCUAGAGGACAAGGAGUUCAGACAGGUGAUGGGGAGUACAACUGUAGCAUUUGUGGUGAGACCGGGCAUAAUAGUAGAACGUGUCCAAAAGAGAGACAGGGUGAAGGGGGUGAUGGGGAGUACAACUGUAGCAUUUGUGGCGAGACUGGGCAUAACCGCAGGACAUGUCCUAAAGAGAAAGACAUUGAAGGGGGUGAUGGGGAGUACAAUUGUAGCAUUUGUGGUGAAAGUGGGCAUAACAGUAGAACAUGUCCUAAAGGGGGAGAGGAAGGAGGAGGUGAUGGGGAGUAUACCUGUAGUAUCUGUGGUGAGGUCGGACAUAAUCGGAGGACAUGUCCUAGAGGGCCAGGUGCUAAAGGGGGUGAUGGGGAGUACAAUUGUAGUAUUUGUGGUGAGACUGGGCAUAACAGGAGAACAUGCCCUAAAGGGGAAGAGAUUAAAAGGGGUGAUGGCGAAUAUAAUUGUAGUAUAUGUGGUGAGACUGGGCAUAAUAGAAGGACAUGUCCUAGAGUUAGAGAAGUUGAAAGUGUUGAUGGGGAGUACAAUUGUAGUAUAUGUGGUGAGAGUGGGCAUAAUAGUAGGACAUGUCCUAGAGGAAAAAACGUCGAAAGUGGCCGAUCAAGUGAUUCUGUUCAACAGGAGGAAACAGGUCAUAGGGAUUACAAUUGUAGCAUAUGUGGUGAGAGUGGACACAAUAGUAGGACAUGUCGUACAGAGAGAGGGGCUAAAAGGGAUUGCGGGGAGGCUGAGCCCAGUGGAUCAGUUCACUCUAUGAAAAGAGGUCAUAGGCGAUCAUUGUAGGACAUGUUGACAGUGGGCCCAAUUUUAGGACAUGCCCUGGAGAGAGAAAAGUGGAACUGGUAAUCAGGGGGAACCUAGGAUUAAACUUGGUACAUGUAGUAGAGAGAGAAAGUGAACUGGUGAUUAGGGGGGAACUCAUGAUUGGAAUUGGAGCUGGUGAUUUAGAAGAACUCUAGAUUGAAAUGCUUGGCUGAUUCUUCCAAGAUGUGUUUGCUUGAAGCUCAUGAUUCCCCAACAAGACCAAGUUCAAAAACUGGUUGAGGUUGUAUGAUCGCCCUUUGAUAUUAUUAUCACUAAUUAAUUCAGUUAUUUAUCAUAGUUAUUUAUUUGGUUGAGAGUAAACAAAUAAAGUCACAUCAUUUUUCUUCUGAACAUUCGCAAGAAAAAUCGGAUGGGUAAUGGGGUGACUUCUAGAAAACUCGUAGUUCCUGUGUACUCAUGUAGCAAACUUAUUAGCAGUAUUAUUGUCAGUGUUGUUUAGAUUCACUUCAUGUAGCAACUUAUUAGCAGUAUUAUUGUCAGUGUUGUUUAGAUUCACUUCAUGUAGCAAACUUAUUAGCAGUAUGAUUCACUUCAUGUAGCAAACUUAUUAGCAGUAUUAUUGUCAGUGUUGUUUAGAUUCA
Molecule: messenger RNA, 3903 nt
Organism: Amborella trichopoda
Lineage: Eukaryota; Viridiplantae; Streptophyta; Magnoliopsida; Amborellales; Amborellaceae
Product: zinc knuckle (CCHC-type) family protein
Molecular function (GO): nucleic acid binding; zinc ion binding
Source: RefSeq, a predicted model, not a curated record